CGUGACGACACCGGUAUCCGGAAGCCCUGUAGAUGCGAUCAUGAGGUUUAAUCGAAAUACGUCUGUUGUUCGGGAUGGAAUGCUGCUGGCGGGACGAAUUCUCAUUGGUCAUGUCCGCCCGGAGAAUCUUUAAUGCCCAGCAUGGCGAUGCUCGACACAGACCGUUUGAGACUGGAGGGAACGGAGAAGAUUAUCGAUCUGCUGACCUGGUUUUGACGAUGAAUUCCUUGGAGGGCAUAUUGUAUUCAAUUUUUGCAUGCCUGUUGAUUUUGUUCGGGUCUCAUGAAAUGACCAAAAGCCGGUUGUGCCUGAUACUCUGGAGUAGUUGGUAUUGAUUAUUGUAGGUAUAUGUAUAUAUAUGUUAACGG
Messenger RNA from Aspergillus welwitschiae, 368 nucleotides. RefSeq lists its product as uncharacterized. The record is from RefSeq and is a predicted model, not a curated record. The coding region runs from base 75 to 335 and encodes 86 amino acids. NCBI's taxonomy places the organism in Eukaryota, Fungi, Ascomycota, Eurotiomycetes, Eurotiales, Aspergillaceae. The transcript has 2 exons.